Schistosoma turkestanicum is the source of this 6191-nucleotide messenger RNA. NCBI's taxonomy places the organism in Eukaryota, Metazoa, Platyhelminthes, Trematoda, Strigeidida, Schistosomatidae. The record is from the annotation of a GenBank genome assembly.
AUGUCCAAACGCAAAAGACGAGACUUGGAUUUAUCCAGUUCCAGUGGUAGUUCCGAUUGCAUUUAUGACUCUUCAUUGUGGAAGUUUGUCGAAGAGAAUUAUGAAUUCCUGAUGAAUGAUGACCUCCUUGAGCACUGCAAGAAUAACUUAUCUUGUGAACAAAUAUCCACACCAGCCAGCUCUUCAUAUGAAUCCUGCGUUAUUUUGUUGGAGGGUUUGAGUGAUUUGCUUCACAAUCUUCGUCAACGCAUACAAAGUGACGGUCCUGGAAACUUUCAAAAGUACUUAGAAACAACUAUCACAAAUGAAAUUCAGCAUUAUGAAAAGAGGAAACAUAGUAUCAUUAAUUCAAUACUGUCCACCUUAAAUGGCAAAUUCCAGAGCCCACUAUCAUCUUCAGAAUUGCAAAACUUUUCUAUGGCUUUUGAUCCAACCUCUGAUGAAUUCGACAAGAAGUCAAGUCAUGUUUUACGUACGCUUGGAGAUCUUCAACAGGAAUGGGAUGAAAUCAUUCACAAGAUUACACCAAUCAACCCACUAAUUAACCAAACCAAAUUUGUAGAAGAUAUUGACUCAGACCUAAAGAAAAUUGAUGCAUGGCUGGACACUUUAGCUUCUAAUUUACCGAAUACUUCAGCAUGGAUGACAUGUUUAAUGUCAUUGUCCAAUGUUCAAAAAUUUUCUUCAGCUAAAUAUUAUCAGGUUUGUUUGAAGCAAAUUGAACAAUAUUCCAAAACUUUAUCAACCAUUAAACAGUUAAUUGAUCGUAUUGAAAUAAAUACACUAGCUGAUAUACAAUUUCAAAAUAAUUUGCAUACAUUAUCAAAAAGUGUUUGUGAAUUAGAAGCGAAAUGUCAUACUCUAUGGUUACGUUUAUUGGAAUUGUCCAUUUAUAUUGAUCAAAAUAUUAAAAUCAAUUUGGACAAACCUGUAAAUACUGAUAUUUAUCAUGAUGCAUGUUUAACCAAUCCUAAACAUGAUGGAUUACAUGAAAACCAUCGGAAUGAUUAUUUAUCAGAAUUCAACAUUACAGAGAUUGGAACUCAUCAUGUUACACAACAAAAUGGACAUGAAAGCGGUUUUGAAUCGGAACAAAGUCCUCCACUAGUAAAACCAUAUUAUAGUUAUUCAUGCAAUGAUAAUAUUACUAGCACUGAUGUCUACAUGGUGAAAGAUGAAUUGGCACUUAGAAAAGACAGUACUCGUUCACUUCCAAAUGAUUUUAAUCAAAUUAUUGGAAAAUUGAAUAAUGGAUUAUUGAAUGAUGAAUCAAGAGCAAGAUGUCCUGAAACAAUAAACAUUGAUAAUAGUGUGAAAUGUUUAUCAUCUCAAAAUGAUUUAUGCCUUAAGAACAACGAUGGCUGUGAGAUUAACAAUUAUGAAGAGAAGUCAUUCUCUUUAUUGGAGCAACGGGAUGUCGAACAGAAUUCAAGAUUGGAAAUAUCUGAAGAGGAUGUUUUAUUGGAUAAUACAAAGAAUAAUUUUAUUAAUGUUACAAUGCAGACUAAUGAAAGUCACUUGUCAGAUUCUAAACAUACUACCGGUUUCAUUUUACAUCAAAAACAUUCAGGAGUAUUUAGUAAUAAAUUGGUUACUAAAUUCAGUAACUUGGAUAAAGUCCAAAAUUCCAAGCCAAUACACAAAUGUUGUUCGCUACCUGUUGUGAAAUCAUCAGUAACUGGAAUGAAUAAAUCAAAAAGUGUAGACUGGUCAUUUCUCACUAAUCGGCGUCAGUUGGAUGCUAAAUCAUACAAUACACAUGUCUACAUUAUGAAUAAUAAUAAUAAUAACCGUCUUAGGCGAACUACCAGUGGACAAAAAUCUCUGAUUAAUACAUACAACAAUUUACAUAAAUUUUAUGAUUUAAAACGAAUAGGAAAUAAUCAUCAGCUGACAAGGCAUUUACUUGACUUCAAUGUACAGCAUAAAAAUAUCAAAUCAAGAAGUACUAAAUUCUCCAAAAAUUAUCAUAAGAAAAAGGUAUUGAAAAAUAGAAAUAGCAUUUCUAGAAAAUGUAUGAGUUCAACUUCUCUAAAUCUAUCCAAUCAACUUACUAAUCCAUUGUUCAACCAUACUAAAUCAACUGUUUCACAAUAUGGUUCUGUUAAAACUCAACUAUUUCAUUUUGAUUCAAGAUCAGAUUCCGAUUCUGAAGUAAUUAGUAACCAAAGUUAUUAUCGUAAUUCCAUACCUGAUAAUGCCAGUGACAUGGAACAACGUCAGUGGCGAAUGCAAGUUAGAACAUAUUUGAAUGCAGCUGAAAAAGCUGAAGAAUUAAUUCGUAAUCGAUAUUCACCAACUCGAUUUGAAUCCUGGUUAGCUGGUUUAGAAGCUUCAAGUCUUAAACUUGAUGAAAAUAAUGAUAAUAAUAAUAAUCAGAAUCAAAAUGAGAAUGUUAAUAAUGCAACAAUUAAUGAAGAAUUGUCAGUGAAGAAAAAUCAAAAUACUUGUUACUCAUAUUCUUCAUUCAUGAAUGAUUUGGAUGGAAUAAAAAGUGAAAAGAACACCACGUUUACAGAUGAUGAUGAUGGUGAUGAUAAUAUGUCACCAGUGGAGGAUUCACAUGAUCCUUUAUUAAAUUUCUGGGAUGAUUAUCAAGCAUCAUUGUACUCUAACUCCACUGAUACUCAAGCUUAUGAACCGACAAGUAUCUAUGCUGAAGAAUUUCCAUGGGAUGAUGUUGAAAGUCAACUUAUUACUGAUAUUGAACAUGAGCUGAAUUCACCAUCUUCACAUAGUCACACAGAACCAGUGAAAUUUAGGAAAUCGAAUUCUGAUGAUAUCAUCGAGGGAAAUGACAAUUCCAAAGUUGAAGGACAAGAUACUAAUGAUAUUCUCUCUACAUCAACAUCAAUUUUAUUCAAUCAAAAAAGUAGUUUCGAUGCAAGCUUUGAAAUAUUCAAUAACACAUCAACAAACUAUACACGUGGAACAGAGAAUUGGUCUGCUGAGCAUACAGAUAAUUUACUCAGUCCAGAAUCAUCGGUUCGUGGGCUGCGUACAUGUCCUGAUGGUGGUUCACAACAUUUACUAAGUAUGGAUACAAUGGAUGCUGUAUCUAAUCAUGAAAUUCAAGACAUCAAAAAUCGAUUGCAGCCUAUGCGUAAUUUCAGUGAACAGCUGAAUUCUUCCAAACUUACAUAUCAUACUAGACAUGAUAUCAAACUGCAUAGUAAAUUGUAUGAAAGAAAAUAUCAAACUGUUCCACGUAUCACUAAUCGAAAACGUAAAGCUCAAAUUAAUUCAUUUCAAUUGGAAAAUCAAUCGAUCAAACGUGAAUUCUUGUCAGUUGAUGUUAAUCUUCAUCAUGUGGACAAUCGUUAUUUCAUUGAUAUUCAUAAAGGAAUUUUGGAGAAUUCUGAAACACGUCUUUUGCAUGCGGAAAUUUAUCUACAACAUUUAGUCAAUUCAAUGAAGAGAAAGAAUAAAUUACAACAAAAAAAUCUUUCGAAACAAGUGAACUCAGGUAUAUGGCGUCAUCGUACAGCGCAUCUAGUGCAAACGGCUGAAGCUCAUGUGAAAUUGCUUUCGAAUUUGCUUGAUGAUCUGAAGUCUUACUGUUCUUCUUGUUCAAAUAUCUCUAAUGUGUCAGAUGACAGAGUAUCAGCUUCAUUUACUCAAGAUUUAACAUCUUGUAAAAAUGAUAAUGAUUACAUGAAAAUUGGUAAUUUUGCUGAUGAUGAUGACCAUCAUUCACCGUAUCAUUUCAUCAUUUCGACUGCUUUGAAAUUAAAAUCACGAUGGACUAAUUUUGCAUCCACUGUACGUCAUAUUUAUCACCAAUCAAAUCAAUAUGAAACAUGGAAAAAACAAUUGUUCAUUCUUCAAUUACGUAUGCAUGAUUUAAGUAGAUUGACACGUCAAAUUGGUCUUUCAAUGUAUACAAGUAAAGAAGGGAAUAGUGAAAAUGACAAUCAUAUCAAUACUCAUCAUAUUUAUGAUUCAAUGAUAGAUGACGAGAAUCAGUCAGAUAAAAUAACUCAUAGUUUUAAAAGAUGUUUUCUAGAAGUGGACAGUUUGAAUUUUGCUCUAGAAGAAAUACAAAAUGAGUUGAAUAAAGAAAAUUAUCCGAUUCCAGUGAACAAUAAUAACAAUUCAAGCACAGUCUGCAAUACAAUUAGCUUAGAUGGUAAACUACUUCAUGAGAUUGAUCGUCUCUCAAGUCAGUUGGCUAUAAAUCGAUCCAUCCUUCAAAGACUUAUUCGAUUAUUUGAAUCAAAUCAUUCAAAUAAUCCUUCUACUCAUCAUUUAGAUAAUGAAUAUUUAACGAAUAAUAUAGAAAAUGAUUCAGAUACUCCUUGUGUUAAUACAGAUGAAAGUAUACAACAAGAAAAACAGGUCAGUGAAGUCAUUGUAAAUGAGCAUUUAAACAAAAAUGAAACUGAUGAAAUUUGUCAUCAACAACCAUCUGUCUCUGUUUCAACGUCUACAAAUGAAGAAAAAUCAUCUAUUUAUACAUCUAUUUGUAAUCUACUACGUCGAAUAUUUCCACCCAUCAAUAAUCAAAGUUAUUUUGUUCUCUUAAUCAGUGGUUUCAUAUUCUUAGUUUAUUUGUGUUAUUAUAUUUUCACCAAAUUAAUCACAUGCAACAAUAAUUCACGUCGUCCUCUUUGCCCUACUACUACUACUACUACUUCUACUGUUUCAUCAUUACGAUGCUUUUUCAGUUCAACCAAUAAUCAUAGUAAUGAUCAUCAUAAUAAUCCUCAUCAUAAUCCACUUAGUCAAAAUGAUAAUAUUCAUGCUGCUACUAUAUUCAAUCGAUGUCCAUUAGAAAGAGACAGCAGAGAAAGGCGUACUGAACUGAUGAAAGAGUAUGCUUUAAUUCGACAUACCGAUUCUUAUGGGAAAAAUUCAAUUUCUAAUAAAGUAAUUCAAUACGAUGUAAAUUUAAAAAGAAUCAAUGAAAAUAUAAGAAAAGUGGAAAAAAUGCAUGAAAUCUUGAAAUGUCAGUUUGAAAAACUCAAGCAAGAUGCAAAAACUGAAUCUUUAUGUAAUGUGAAUAAACUAUUGAAUCAUUCGCUUGAUAACCAAGAAUUUCAUCGAGUAAUUAGAAAAACAAAACAAAUUUUAAAUGCACACGAAAUAACUUUGAAAUCUAUAUCAUUCAAUGAUGAUGAUGAUGAUGAUGCUGAUGACAGUGUUGAUGAUAAUGCAAAGUAUGAAGGAUCACAUAAAUUAUCGAUCCUUACCAAAAUCAAUAAAGAAACAGUGCAAAACAACGAUAAUAAACAUGGAAAAAUGAAGGAGGAAAGUGACGAAGAGGUAAAGAUGAUGGAAACAAAAGAAUUGAAGCAACACAAACCGAUCGAUAGAAUAACCUUCAAAGAUGAUGAAUCAACGAAUCAUAUUGUCGAUAAAAUUCAAUCACCAAUAGUAUUAGAGCAUAUAAAUUAUUCAUCUGAUGAUUUUGCUAAACAACCUAUAUUGUUGAAUUCGAAUGGUUUAUUGAACAAUGAUCAUCAUGACAUGAAAUGUGACAGCAAUAAUAAUUCACAACAAAUAGUCAUAAAUAAUAAUGACGAUGAUGAUGAUAAUGAUGGUAUUCAAGAAAUGGAAGAUCAGGAGAAGGAAGAGAUGAAAUCUGAAAGUGUUAAUUCUUCAAGAGAUGUAAAUGAAAAUGCAAUUAUUCCACAAGAUCAGAAUUUAGAUCAAGCGUAUAAAGAAUUUUUAGCUAAAGCAACAUUCAGCAUUGAAGAUUCUACUUAUGAUCCAAUUAAUGAGUCUAAUCAAUAUGAAUCAGAAUUUGACUCAAAAAUAUUAAGAAAUAAUCAGAAUAUUAAUAAUGAUGAAAUGCAAGUAUCAAAUAAAUUAUUAUUUGAUUCGACAAACGUUAAUCUACUAUCAUCAUGGACAACAUAUAAGACGGAAGACUUGGAGGAUGAUAGUUUCUAUGAUUGAUCAAAUUAACAAUGUCUUCUUGAUUUAGGAUUAUAAUAGUAUUAAUAAUAAUAAUAAUAAUAAUAAUAAUAAUAAUAUCAGUGUGCUCGGAAUUUUGUUUCAAGUUAAAAUAUUUAACUGUAGAACAAAUUAUAUUGUAAAUAAACAAAUCGAUAUGUACAGAUCAAUUUAUUUACUUCAUUUUGAGUCGAAGAAUAUUAAUCGAUUAUUCAGUGUUAUCAUUAACAGAUGACAUGAUCUCAUUGUGUCGAGAGUUGUGCAACAGUGUAUGUUUGAUUCAUGAAGAUGAA